AUGAAGAAUCAAAAAGGAUUUUUAGUUCAUUUUUGUCUUUUCUUGUUCAUAAUUAUCAAUUCAAGUGAAUCGACACCAUUAGAUGAUUAUGUUCAUGCAGAAGAUCCUCAUUUUGGUUGGACUCUACUUCAAACUUACGAAGAAAUUGAUUAUAAAUUAUAUAUUCUCAAUUUUACUUCCCAAAAAUGGCUCGAUGAAACUUAUUCAUCUCGAUCGAUUUGGUGGCAUUAUUUAUGUAUAACUGUACCAAAGAAAUUAACUCGACCUGACAAAGCAUUUUUGCUCAUUGAUCAAGGAAGUAACAAUGAUCGUAUUCCUCAACCACAAGAUGAUUUUGUUGCAUUAACAGCAAUGGUUGCAGUUGGAAUUGGAAGUGUCACAGCUGAUCUUCAAGAUAUUCCAAAUGGACCAAUUCGUUUUAUGAAUGAUCCAACGAAUCGAACACGUGGUGAUGAUGCAUCAAUUGCAUGGACAUGGAGAAGUUUCAUUGAAAAUACCUCGAAUGUUUAUGUACCUCUAAAUUUACCAAUGACAAAAGCAUCAUAUCGUGCAAUGGACGCUGUUCAACAAUUUACUGAAAAAUAUAAUAUUACAACACCGAAGAAAUUUGUUGUCGCUGGUGCUUCGAAACGUGGAUGGGCAACAUGGUUAACAGCUGCUGUUGAUACUGAACGAGUCGUUGCUGCUAUUCCAAUUGUUAUGGAUAUCUUAAGUUUUCGAACAAAUUUACAUCAUAUGUAUCGAUCAUUAGUAGGUUGGACAUUUGCAUUUAAAGAUUAUUAUAAAUUGAAUAUAACUCAAUAUAUUGAUAAUGAUAAUUUAACAAAACUAUCGUCAAUUAUUGAUCCAUUAAAUUACAUUGAUCGAUUCUCUAAAACAAAAAUUUUACAAAUUCAAGCAACUGGUGAUGAAUUCUUUCUACUUGAUAAUGAAGCUGUUUUUUGGAAUGAUCUUCAAAUUGCCACAGGUGGAUCAUUUCUUCGACGAAUGCCAAAUGCAGAUCAUGUUUGUGUUGGUCAUAUUAUAAGUUUAUUUUUUACAAUGCGAAGUUUUUAUAUGAGUGUUUAUGAUGAAAAACCAUUACCUAAACUUCAAUGGAUUAAAUCAACAAAUAAUACUCAUGGUUACAUUCGUGCAACAAUAGAUUUCAGUUCAGGACCUAAACCAAUCAAUGCAAUUGGAUAUUAUGCUCGUACUCUCGAUAAUAAAAGACGAGAUUUUCGUCUUUUAAUUGGAAAUCCAAAUGAUCCAAAUAAAGCAAUGGCCAAUCCAGUCUUUUGGUUUACAACAAAUGUUAUUACUGAAGAAGAAACUAGUACAAAAAUUGUUUAUUCAUUAACGAUUGAAAAUCCAAUGAAUGGUUGGGAAGGUUUUCUUAUUCAAGUUAAUUUUCCAGGUCCAGAUGGAACUGUUUUAGAAUUAACGACAGAAACAUUAAUUAUUCCCGAUACUUAUCCAACUGAUGAUUGUCAUGGUGAACAAUGUUUAGGUUCACUAGUUUAG
Molecule: messenger RNA, 1503 nt
Organism: Adineta ricciae
Lineage: Eukaryota; Metazoa; Rotifera; Eurotatoria; Adinetida; Adinetidae
Source: the annotation of a GenBank genome assembly